AUGGCGUGUUCCGAUAAGAAGUCCUGCGAGGGCUGCUCAUGUAGCAACGAUGCCCAACCCCAGACAAUCAAUAUCGAGGACUGCCUCAGCGAGCUGCAAGCCUUGCGAAGACGCAACCAGGAGUUAGAAACCCGCAUGAAACUCGCCAGCGGGUCAGAUAAAGCUCCGGUCCCCGUCAAGCAGCCGGGACGAACAUUGCGAUCAUCGUUGUGGUUUGACUGUGGCAGCAAUCCCGGCAUGACAGCAACGUAUAUGGAGCGCUACUUCAACUACGGCAUCACCAAGGAAGAGCUCAUGUCUGGUAAGCCGAUGAUUGGAAUUGCUCAGACGGGCUCGGAUAUCGCGCCUUGCAAUCGCCAUCAUAUUGAACUUUCUAAGCGUGUCCGUGAGGGUAUCCGGACUGCUGGGGGUAUUCCUUUCGAGUUCCCUACGCAUCCUAUUCAGGAGACCUCGAGGAGGCCUACUGCUACCCUUGAUCGCAAUCUGGCGUAUCUUGGUUUGGUGGAAAUCUUGACGGGUUACUUCCUUGAUGGUAUUGUCUUGCUUACCGGGUGUGAUAAGACCACUCCGGCUUGUUUGAUGGCUGCUGCUACGGUGAACAUUCCUGCUAUUUGCAUGAACGUGGGGCCUAUGCUCAACGGUUACUCGAAGGGGGUUUUGACCGGGUCGGGUGCUGCAUUGUGGCACGGGCGAGAGCUCUACGCCACGGGUGAAAUUGAUGAGUCUGAGUUUAUGGAUUAUAUCGCCCGAGGAACCCCCUCAGUCGGCCACUGCAAUACAAUGGGAACUGCCUCAACGAUGAAUGCCCUGGCAGAAUCCUUGGGUAUGGCCCUGCCCGGGUCAGCUGCCAUCCCGGCAGCCUACCGUGACAGAGCUCAAUGCGCUUAUGAAACAGGCAAGCGGAUCGUGGAGAUGGUAGAAGCAGAUCGCAAGCCGUGUGAUAUCAUGACUCGAAAAGCCUUUGAGAACGCCAUCGUCGCCAACGCAGCAAUCGGCGGCAGCACAAAUGCUCCUAUCCACAUCAAUGCUAUCGCCCAGCAUGCGGGCGUCGAGGUCUCAAUGGACGAUUGGGAUACCACCGGAUCUACUAUCCCCUUGCUGUUGAACAUGCAGCCCUCAGGGGAAUAUCUCGGCGAAGAAUACUAUCGUGCCGGAGGACUGCCGGCUAUCAUGGCCGAAUUAUUAGACCACGGCGUGGUGCACGGCGACGUGCUCACAUGCAACGGCAAAACCAUAGCCGAAAACGUCCAUGGGAAGCACACAUGGGAUCGUCGCGUCAUUAAAACAUUUGAAGAACCGUUGAUGAAAGAUGCUGGUUUUGCUCACUUGAAGGGCAAUCUCUUCGACUCUGCAAUUAUGAAGACCUGCGUCAUCUCACCCGCUUUCCGGGAGCGAUAUCUCUCCAAUCCUGAUGAUCCAGAAGCAUUCGAGGGUCCAGUCAUUGUGUUCGAUGGGCCGGAAGACUACGAAGAACGCCUGGAGAACACGCCAGAAAUCGACGAAAACACUAUCCUCGUCAUGCGUGGCGUCGGACCAAUCGGGUAUCCUGGAGCAGCGGAGGUCGUCAAUAUGCACCCACCAGGCCGACUUUUGAAAAAGGGCAUUGAUGGCCUGUUCUGCAUUGGUGAUGGCAGACAAUCGGGAACAUCGGGAUCACCAUCGAUCUUGAAUGCUAGCCCAGAAGCGGCGGCAGGGGGUAACCUUGCUAUUCUGAAAGAUGGGGACAGACUCCGCAUUGACUUGCAGAAAAGACGGGUUGAUCUUCUCAUCACUGACGACGAGAUCGAGCAGAGGAGGCAGGAUUUGGGUAUCAAGGGUUUCUCUGUUGUCCCGAGUGGUACCCCAUGGCAGGAGAUCUUCCGCCAGGAAACUGAUCAGCUGAACAAUGGCAUGGUACUACGCAAGGCUGUCAAAUAUCAGCGGCUAGCCCAGCAGGCCCGCCGCUGCGUCACAAUCACUGAUAGAAUGGACAUAAGGAGCCUGGUCAGGAUAUAUGAGGGUCGAUUGCGUACACUUCGCUGCCCUGUCGAUAUGAGCGCAUUGUUGCAUGUCCCUCUCCUCUAUCCAAGAGAAACACGUGUUUGUUGA
This is a messenger RNA of Penicillium bovifimosum, 2088 nucleotides long. Its product is annotated as IlvD/Edd family dehydratase. The record is from RefSeq and is a predicted model, not a curated record. The coding region runs from base 1 to 2088 and encodes 695 amino acids. NCBI's taxonomy places the organism in Eukaryota, Fungi, Ascomycota, Eurotiomycetes, Eurotiales, Aspergillaceae. The transcript is spliced from 3 exons. Gene Ontology annotation, molecular function: hydro-lyase activity.